AUGCCGGCUACGACUGCCGACACUCUCUCCCUAGUCGCUCGCACCGUUUCCGUUGCUCCCUUGGUACUUCUAUCGGUCGCGGAUCAUUACGGUCGGACAGCAAAAGGUACUCACAGGCGGGUGGUUGGCGUACUGCUGGGCCAAAAUGACGGGCAGAAUGUUCGAGUAUCAAACAGCUUUGCAGUUCCGUUUGAAGAGGACGACAAAAACCCCUCCGUCUGGUUUUUAGACCACAAUUUUGUGGAAGCGAUGAAUGAUAUGUUCAAGAAGAUCAAUGCGCGAGAGAAACUCAUUGGAUGGUAUCAUUCCGGACCCAAACUGAGAGCAUCAGAUUUGGAGAUUAACGAACUGUUCAAACGAUAUACACCGAAUCCUUUACUAGUUAUUAUUGAUGUGCAGCCAAAAGAAGUUGGCGUUCCCACUGAUGCAUACUUUGCUGUAGAGGAGAUUAAAGACGACGGAACGACAACUGCAAAAACUUUUGUUCACACCCCAUCUAUAAUUGAAGCGGAAGAGGCUGAAGAAAUAGGCGUGGAGCAUCUUCUCAGAGAUAUUCGCGACGUCGCAGUUGGCACCCUCUCUACAAGAAUAACAUCACAACUCCAAUCAUUACAAGGAUUACACCUAAGAUUGCGCGACAUCGGGCAAUAUUUACAAAAGGUUCUUGACGGUGAAUUACCCGUCAAUCAUGCCAUCUUGGGAAACCUUCAGGAUAUCUUUAACCUCCUCCCCAACCUUGCAACUGCAAAACAACGCACUCCAGGAAAUGCUUCAGAGCCCACACAAAUCGAAAAUGCAGAGCUCGCGCGUGCUAUGAACAUUAAGACCAAUGACCAAUUGAUGUCAAUAUACAUAAGCAGUUUGAUUCGAGCUAUCACUGCCUUCCACGAUUUAAUCGAAAAUAAAAUCCAGAACCGUCAACAGCAGGAAGAGCAGGAGGCCAAGGCAGAAGAGUCAAAAGAUGAAAAAGCUACGACAAAUGGCAGUAGUGAAGAGAAGAAAAAGAAGAAUGACGGCGAGAAACAAGAUGAACCAGACAGCUCGAAGGACAAGGACAAGAACAAGAAAAAGGGAUAA
Messenger RNA from Ophidiomyces ophidiicola, 1077 nucleotides. RefSeq names its product proteasome regulatory particle subunit (gene RPN8). The transcript is spliced from 3 exons. Gene Ontology annotation, biological process: proteasome-mediated ubiquitin-dependent protein catabolic process. Bases 1 to 1077 code for a protein of 358 amino acids. The record is from RefSeq and is a predicted model, not a curated record. Gene Ontology annotation, cellular component: proteasome regulatory particle; proteasome complex. Lineage: Eukaryota; Fungi; Ascomycota; Eurotiomycetes; Onygenales; Onygenaceae. Gene Ontology annotation, molecular function: protein binding; metallopeptidase activity.